This is a messenger RNA of Botrytis sinoallii, 1600 nucleotides long. RefSeq lists its product as uncharacterized. Gene Ontology annotation, molecular function: hydrolase activity. The coding region runs from base 589 to 1554 and encodes 321 amino acids. The record is from RefSeq and is a predicted model, not a curated record. The transcript has 2 exons. Lineage: Eukaryota; Fungi; Ascomycota; Leotiomycetes; Helotiales; Sclerotiniaceae.
UGCACCAAUUAUUGACUUUUUUUUAUCUGUGUAAAGACUGUAUGGUUCCCGUUGUUACACGUCAAACGUCAAUGAUGAAUCCAUCAGAAGCUUUUAAGUUUGUGCUCUGUUAUACUUUCAUCAUUGAUGUUCGAGAACCAAUACUGGUAAACUCAAAUGACAGACAGAGUCUCAGAUUCCUCGACCACGCACCAUCUUAUGCUCAUUUCUCCGCAUGCCCAAUCAAAACACUUUGAAUGAUUUAAGUCGGAUUCUGUCGGAAAAUAGAACGAUUGCCAAGUCCGAUUGUUGUUAACUCCCCGAGAAAGGUGGAUUUGGCCCGCUAACAAGCAGGAUAUCUCCUGGUAAUUCUUGAAAGUGGGGUCAAUCAACCAACGGCUCCCUCUUUCUCGGACAUUCGAUUGAUAAUCUGGGGAAGAAAUAGCAUAAAUGAUCCACCGAUAAUUUGAACUGCGCAAAAGAUGAAAGCAUAAUGUACAUGGCAGCGUUUUUCUUGCAUACCAGCUCACCCAUAACUUAUAAGUAGCAAGAUAUUUCUCAACUCAAAAGAUUUUCUAGACAUUAUUCCGCCUGUCUUAAAUAGCCACUAUGGAUUCUGCUAAGUUCUCUCAAUUCAACGUUUCGGUCAAAACAUACAAGACAGUCCGAGACCAUGAAAUCCAAGCCUACAUUCUCGUACCCAAAAACAUAUCUCCUGGGCCCCAUCCUGUGAUCGUGAAAAUUCACGGUGGCGGUUCGGUAGCCGGAUCAGGAGUCUUCGCUCCUUGGUUUCCUCAGUACCUCCUAGCCCUCGCGCUUCGAGAAUCUGCCAUCAUUAUCGCGCCAAACUAUCGACUCCUCCCAGAAUCAACUGCUCCAGAAAUGAUCUCCGAUAUCUCCGAUUUCUGGACCUGGAUGCGUACAUCCUCAUUCCAAUCUUCUCUUCCCCCCAAUAUCACAGCCAACCUCUCUCACACUCUCUUGUAUGGCAAUAGUGCAGGUGGGCAUCUCGCCAUGCUAUCUUCACUAACCGAACCGGAAAAUACCAUAAAAGUAUGCAUAGCCGCAUAUCCGCAACUAGAUAUCGAAGAUGAGUGGUUCUGUGAAAAAUUUGAAAAACAUCCUUUUGGUGUACCCAUACUUCCUACAGAGAUCUUGGAUAAUCAUUUAGAAAAGAUGGAGAAGGAUCCAAGUAAACGAGAACUUGUUUCCGAUACAAAAGAUCCAUGGGAGAGAUUGCAACUUAUUCUUGUGGUGAUGCAGCAAGGAAGAUAUAAAGAAAUAUUUGGGCAAGAGGAACAUGUUUAUCCUUUCCGAGUUCUCGAAAAGAUAUCUAGAGAUGAGGUGAAGAGAAAGAUGCCUUUCCUUUGGCUAUAUCACGGAGAGAAGGAUGACGUUUUACCUGUUGCCGGCACCACGAAGUUUGCUGAAAAAUGGCGGGAGGCGUUUGGAGGGGAAGAGUUGAUGGUACAUAUUGAAGAGGGCGCAGAACAUGGGUUUGAUACUGAGACAGAUCUUGAUGCGGGGUGGAUGAAGGAGAGAUUGGAGAAGGUCGUGGGGGUUUGGUUGAAGUAGAGGUGAUUGAGUGGAAUACAUAUUUUUAUCAAAUCAGACAUUAUGA